Molecule: messenger RNA, 1446 nt
Organism: Carica papaya (papaya)
Lineage: Eukaryota; Viridiplantae; Streptophyta; Magnoliopsida; Brassicales; Caricaceae
Source: RefSeq, a predicted model, not a curated record
CAUUCCUUUUCAUUUUUAACUUUUCUCUCAUUCUUCGCCACCCUCUCACCCUUUUCUCAUUCUCCCAUUCUCUCUCUCUUUCUUCACUACUCCGUCGUCUACCCUCAACACUAUAAUCACUGUCUAUCAUCAUAUCUUUUCCUUUCUUUUCUUCUUCCCCGUUUCUAGGUUUCCGGACCUGUGUUGUCUUUUUCCUCUGCGGAGGUGGAUUGUCUGGGUGUUGGCCAUGGUGACGAUGGUCAAGGACGAUUGGGUGAGGGCCGCGAUGAUGGACGACAGCGUGGUGGUGGAGCUUCUGGUGCGGCUCAAGCAGGCGCAGGCAGCGCCGUCGGUGGGGGUCGCUAAGUCCUCGGUGGCGUCACUCAGGUGGGGAAUCCGUCAGCCGCGGUCGCGGUCCCUUAGAUGCGACGCCGUUUCUCACAAGAAAGAAGCCGAUUCCGCCACCAGAGGCAGUCCUACAACUCCGCUAUCCUGGAGCGGUGGCGGUCGCGCUGGCUCUGCUUCGCCUUCUGCCACCGUUGACGGUUUCGAGGAGGCCAGCCGCCAAACUUCACGUUUUCCAGUCGUCGGCACCAGAUCCAAGGUUUCUCCCAUAAAUGAAACCACAAGCAGCUCUAACAGAAGAUUGAGGAGGAAAAAGACAUUUGCUGAACUUAAAGAGGAAGAGAGUCUUUUGUUGAAGGAGAGGGUGAACUUGAAAAAGGAAAUAGCAACAUUGCGUGCUACUUAUAAGGAACAGAGUGCCAGAAAUGAGAAUUUGAAAAAGAUGAAGAUUGAUUUGAACUUGCAGUGUGCAAAGAACUUGUGUUCGACUUCUGACGAGUCUGAGAAAGAGAUAUCUGAACAAUCCCAGCAGAGAGUAGCCUCUUCUGCUGACCAAGUUCCUACAACCCUAUCAAGAUAUGCUUUGGUUGAUGAUCAUCAACAAUCAGAUUCUUGUGAGACACACAAGCAUGUGCCUGCUGAGGAGGAAGGUCUUUUCUUGCUCCCUGAUCUAAACAUGAUGCCUUGUGAAGACGAUUCCGCCAUUGAAACUUUAUAUGGGACAAGCUAGAGAAGGAGGUCAUUCUUCAUCUCCUAAACUCAUAAGCAUGUGGCUAUAUAACCUUCAUAAGAUUGGUAGAUGCUUACCAGAAAAAUGACUACUGCUAACACCAUGUACAUUGGGAAAGAAGGAGGUGUUUGCAGAAGGAUGUAUAAUUUUCGGACUUGAUUGAAGUCUCGGGUAAUACGACUUCGAUAUCUGCUUCUUCCUUAAAAAAUGGCAAAAGAGGAAUUGAAGGUAAUGAAGAAGGAUUUGAGGGUAGUGUAGAGAUCCUGGCCGGUAGAUUAUAGAGAUUCUUGUCAUUUUGCAGGUGCCUACUGUUCCUCCGAAAUUCUUUGGGGUAAGCCCUCAUUACUUCUUGUUUUCGGAAUUUACUGCAGAAAUAAAAAAGUUUGUUCUCA